This is a messenger RNA of Rasamsonia emersonii CBS 393.64, 2139 nucleotides long. RefSeq lists its product as uncharacterized. Bases 1 to 2139 code for a protein of 712 amino acids. Gene Ontology annotation, biological process: DNA-templated transcription; regulation of DNA-templated transcription. Gene Ontology annotation, molecular function: DNA-binding transcription factor activity, RNA polymerase II-specific; DNA binding; zinc ion binding. The transcript has 7 exons. NCBI's taxonomy places the organism in Eukaryota, Fungi, Ascomycota, Eurotiomycetes, Eurotiales, Trichocomaceae. Gene Ontology annotation, cellular component: nucleus. The record is from RefSeq and is a predicted model, not a curated record.
AUGUUGAUAUUGCAAUUCUCGCCUCCUGCGUCAUCUAAGUUAGACCCUUCCUCUGGCGAAGUCACGUUACAUAAUCGGAUGUCGACUCGUCAGCGGCCACUCAAGCGGGUGUACCAGGCAUGUGAGCCAUGCCGGCGCAAGAAGAGAAAAUGCUCCGGCGAGCAGCCAGUCUGCUCGCACUGUGCGCGCUUACACCAAUCAUGCCGAUACGCCCGUAGCGGGGUUGGUUCUGGGAGACUGACUUCUCCCCCGGACAGAGCCUCUGUUGCAUCGCGUACUGAGGCCCCUCCAUCUGUGGAGGAUCGUCUUUCCAGCUUAGAGGCUAAGAUGACAGCAGUGCUUGAGAGCUUGGGACAAAACGAUCAUAUUCAUCCUUUCCCUCCGUCGACACGGAGAGGUGCCUCUGUCUCUCCUCCAUCGACUCGCGAGACAGUCUCGACGACGUUGCCUUGGGAAAAGGUCGUCUCCAUCGCUGAGCUGUACUUGCUUUACUGCGAUUGUCAGCCCCUCCCCCUUUUCCACAGGGCCACUUUCCUGGCCAGCCUGGGGCAGCGUGACCCUGAAAUCAUCUACGCUGUUCUGGCAUUGGCAAUCCGUUUCUGUCCUCCAUCCUUCUUCAAAAACACUGAUAAUGUCACCGAUCUGAUUACGACUUACGCCGAGUCUGCACGGACGCUCGUCAUUAAGAGGGUGCUGGAAGGCCCGGUCGAGCUUUCAACCCUGCAAUGUCUCUGUCUUUUAAGUCUGGUUGAUUUUACUAACGGCAAUACUCAUCAUGCAAGUAUAUAUACUAGUUUGGCCAUGAAUCUCGCCAAAUGUGCCAACUUGGGUUCCGAAACCCAGCGGGUGCCAAACCAGGUGGCUCGUGAAGAACGGCGGCGUUGCUUCUGGAGUAUCUGUCUUCUUAGGCGUCUCCACGGGGAGGACUUCCAUCUGCUCGACUUGGCCGGCGAAGACAACGUCCCUGCCUGGCCCGAAAGCACGGGCAUGCCGCCUGAUAUUUGCGUCUCUGAUCACUCAGGCGUGGAAGCUCGACUGACUCGCAGCGUGAAGGACGAGGGGAUCGUCGCCUAUGUGAUCAUUAUCACUGAGGUAUUCUCAAGAACGGCCAGAUAUAUCAAGCGCCGCGGGAAGCCCAAUGACUUCCCGCCCUGGUCCCCCCAAUCUGAAUACUCCAAAAUCAUUUCUUUGCAGAUGGAAGUCGAGACGCGUAUGCCCUAUACCCAUCGGUUCAAGUAUGCUAAUCUUGCCGAGAGGUCGACCGAAGACCUCCAGUCCAACCGCGACUACUGGGGUCCUUGGUUUCUGAACCAAUUCCUGUAUCACACCAUUCUCUGCCUCCUCAACCACCCGCUUCUCCUGUCAUUGAGUCUUCGAAAUUUCCGCAGCACGAUCCCUGAGAUCUUCCUCCAGCACUCGUCAGACCUGAUAUCGUCGCAUACGACGUGGAUCAUCCACUUUAUCAAAUUCUUCAAUGAGAAAGGGUUCAAAGUGUCGGAUCCGUUUCUCGGAUACAGUGCUGCCGUGGUGGCCACCAUUGAACUACAGCUCAGCUUCACGGAAGACAGCGCCAUCCGCAAGGACAAACAGGACAGGUUUACGCUCUGCGUGAACUUUGUGCGAGAACUGGGGAAAGAGUGGCCGCACAUGGCGCGAAUGGCAGAUAAGCUGCAAGACCUGAAAGGAGCCGUUUCAGCAUCCUACCUACCCUACGCCCAAACGCAGAACAAGAGCCUUCUCAUCGACCUAUCUCGUUUUUGGGAGAUUCUGGACUACUCGAGCGUCUGGUUUUCAGACACCACCGCCGGACGACGCCUCUUUGGCCCGUCCCUGUACUCCGAGCCGCCAGCUACUGCCCCCGAAGUAUCGAGUACAUCGCCUCUACCUGAACCUACGCGUCUGGGAGGAUCGUCAUCGUCGCAACAACCCUCUCGAGAUCGAGACCCUAAUAAUAAUAAUAAUAUUGUUUCUUCCGGAUGUGCGGCUAGCCAGUCCCUAGAUACAGGAGGAAUCCCACCGACAACAGCCUCGAUGGAUCUUGUCAAUGACGAGUUUUCCAUCCUUGCGGAGAACUUCUUUUCCCAGGGUCAGGAUUUUCUUCGAGGUGCGGAGGAUUGGUUUAAUACCGGCAAUUUGUAA